Salvia splendens (bonfire salvia) is the source of this 1287-nucleotide messenger RNA. Its product is annotated as B-cell receptor-associated protein 31. Bases 388 to 1038 code for a protein of 216 amino acids. The record is from RefSeq and is a predicted model, not a curated record. Gene Ontology annotation, cellular component: endoplasmic reticulum membrane; endoplasmic reticulum. Gene Ontology annotation, biological process: intracellular protein transport; endoplasmic reticulum to Golgi vesicle-mediated transport. Lineage: Eukaryota; Viridiplantae; Streptophyta; Magnoliopsida; Lamiales; Lamiaceae. The transcript has 3 exons.
GGAAUGCUUCCACUUCACUUCAAUUAAAUUUGAAUAAUGGAAUGCUUCCACUUCACUUCAAUUCAAAAUCUUGCUCUCAAAAAAACUCAUCUCACCAUCAUAAAUGUUUUUGACUGAUUUAGCACUCACCUCAUUUCAAUUCACUCUGCUUUAUUUGAUCGUCUUUUUCCGCCCUGUAAAGCAAUGCCAUCCCACUAAUCCCAAAAAGAACAAACCUUUAAUCUAGAAAUAAUGGAAUAAUAACCAAGAGGGGGGAUAUAGAGAUAGAAAGAGAGAGGUGUUUUCAAAUUGUGCACUGUUUAACUCUGCAGCUAUUUUUUCCACAGAUCUGUGGCCUUUUAACAAUCCCUUUUUUUGCAGGACAGUUGUGAUUGUGUUGUUGCAAAGAUGAUUCCUUUGUUCUUUCUGGUUGUGUGUGCGGAGGGUUUGGUUGCAUUCCUUUUAAUGGUGAAGAUUGGUCCGUUGAGGGAGCUUGUGAUAAAGGGUUUGGAUCAAGUGAAAAUGAGGAGGGCUACAGUUCUAACCAGUGCUGGAACUAUUUUUGCCAUUUUGCUGUCUGAUUUGUAUAGCAUUCUCAAGAUUCAGAACAAGGGCACCAAACAUGGCACUAUGACUCCAAUGGAUCAAGUUAUUUGGAGGACAAACUUGCUUGAGGCAACUCUCAUGGGCUUUUCUCUGUUCCUCGGAUUCUUGAUCGAUCGAAUGCAUCAUUACAUACAAAAACUGAUAAAAGUGAGGAGCAAUACCGGCGCUUCAAAGCAAGAAGUCGAGAAUCUUGAGAAGGAGAAGCUUCAGCUGAAGGCGAAGGAAGAAAAAGCUUCUGCUGAAGUGAAGAAGCUAAAAAAGGAGGUUUCGAGUUUGACUGAGGAUUUGAAUAAGCUCAAGCUGGAGUCCGCUGAAAAGGACAAGAAAGUCGAAACAGCAGAAGGUCACGUUGCUGCACUCCAGAAACAAUCAGCGGAUCUACUGCUCGAAUACGACAGACUUUUGGAAGACAACCAAAAUCUCCAGAACCAGGCUCUCGGCUACAGAAGAUGAGGCGAUUGCUGGUGAGAUUCGAAUCUUGAAAUUCUAUUCAGCAAGGAAAUGAUCGUUGAUGCGCAUUGGCAUGGGAUAGAUCGGAGGAGAAGACGUUAGCGGGGCACCAAAUGUGUUCACCUAUUAUUCUGUCAGUUUCAGAGAUUUCAGCUGUGAAUGCUGUUAGACUUUUGAUUUUGAUCUAAGUUUCAAUCCAGUUUAUUUGAGUUUUGACAUUUAUCUAACCUUAAUAGGCGUCUUGAUUUUUUA